GAAGCCUUGCCUCAAGAUUUAUCAUUUUCCUAAAACCCUCACUAUUUCUGUGCACUUCAGCGUUCACUCUUCAACCUCAAAUCUCCCGGUCUGAAACACCAAAAUCUUCACAAAAUAAAGCCCUCACAAUAACCAAGAAUGAUUUUACAGAGAACAGUUUGCCGUCGCCAUUUUCACACACUUUUCAAGCUCCAAAGCCCUUCGCUGUAUUUCACAAAUCCUCAUACACUAACCUCAAUUUCUUCAAAACGCAACCAUUUUUCAUUUCUUUCUUCUAUUUUUCAAAGACCCGUCUCUCUUUUAGGUCAUUUUGAGCACAAAGAGUCGGGAAAUUGUGAGGAAAAGAAUCAGAAAGCGAAUAAACGAUUGAGCGUUUACUUCAAACAAGCUGUUGGGCUUUCAGGAGAUAUUAGAAAUAACAAUAUUGAAAUUGAAAGUGACACUCAUAAUGCGGAGUUGAAGAAGAAACUGAAGAAGUUGGAGGAAGAAGUGAGGGGUUUGAACGAGGAAAAACCGAGGGAGGUUUUGAAGACAAAGAUUCCAUCAUUUGACGGGGUUUCGAAAAAUGAGGUUAAAUCGAGUUUAUAUGCAUUGUUUGCAAAUAAUGGGUUGAAAAAAAAUGAAAUGUCGGGGGAGAUAUAUUCUUAUGGAAUUGAAGAUCCGAGGGUUUACAAAAAGCUUUCCCCUGAUAUGGAAUUGUUCGUGUAUCAUCUGUACAAGGAUGGGUACUUCAAGGAUUCAAAUUUCUUGCGGAAGAAUAAGUUUGAUCUCACUUGUUUUGAGAACAGUUAUGCUCGUGAAUUUAUAAAGCACGCGGCUGUGACUUUUGGUAAUGAUAACCAGGAGAUUGCAAAGUGAGAAUUUGUUCUAUUGCACUUUGUGAAUUCUUUAUCUUAACUGUUUAUUUUUGAAUUGCUGUUUCUUAUAUUCUACAAUUUAAGCCCCUUUUGAUUCCCAUUCUUUGGCCACUAAAAUGAAAAAUGUUCGUUAUCCAUCUCACAUCAAGUGACUUGACUGUCCAUAACGGCUAUAUAUUCUCAUUUUGGUACCAAAAAUAUGAUGAUUGAGUUACUUUAUUCUUAUGGUAUCAUGAGCUCAAAAAUCAUUUAAAUAGUAUACAAGGAACAUAUUAAGGCACCUAAAAUUCGUGAAUAUAUUAAAAUUCAUUUAUUUGGUUUUCCGAAUGAUUGGAGGAAACUUGUAUGUGUACGGACUCUUAUAAUAGAUGAAGUUUCUAUAUUGCCUAAUGGAAAUUUCUAGUUCUAUGUUUUUAACAUAAUAUGCUAGCUAUAUUGCAGAACACAUGAUUUAGGGGUUGUUAUUUGUCCCACGAGUUCAAACUUGGUGUUAUUAUGUGAAAAAAUUAUUAGCAAACACUAAGUGCUUGUUUGGUAUGGAUU
This is a messenger RNA of Olea europaea var. sylvestris, 1400 nucleotides long. RefSeq lists its product as uncharacterized. The coding region runs from base 139 to 858 and encodes 239 amino acids. Lineage: Eukaryota; Viridiplantae; Streptophyta; Magnoliopsida; Lamiales; Oleaceae. The transcript has a single exon. The record is from RefSeq and is a predicted model, not a curated record.